CGCCGGGGAGGCUGUGAGGGAAACGGUGCCCUCGGCCUGAGGAAAGCUGCGCCCCGCCGCCUCACAGGAGCGUGGGCUGAAGGACGCGCCUUGCCCGUGUAAAACCCGCUCGCUGCCGGCCCGCAGCACGGCCCCAACAGUGCGCCAGCACCCACCGGAGCUGGUGCGCAUGCGCCGGGGCCGCCCCGCCCGGCAGGAACGGCGCGCGUGCGCGCUGCCUCAGGCGGCGGGCGCAGCCAUGUUCGGCGGGCAGCGGCGGCUGGCUCGCCUCAGCCAUGUUCGGAGGGCAGCGGGGCCCGCGGCGCCGGGGCGGCGGCGGGGAGCCGGGGGAGCUGCGCAGUUCUGUGCAACAUCCAUACUGCUGGCAUCAAGUACAGGAAUGUAGAAACUGGAAUGAUUCAGAUUCUUUGGUGUUUGAUGAAUAUCAACGUAGACAUUUAGACCAAUGGCUGGAGAGCUCUACAGCACCAGAACAUUCUAGGCCUCUUUCUAGUUACCCUGACUGGGAAAGUAGAAUUGAAGAAGACAAAGCAAUGAGAACAUCUAAAAAAAUUAUGAAUUCUGUUUCAAGUGAUUCUGCUAAUCCAGCUGAAAGGGAAACCGAUGAAGUGGUUCUGAGGAGAAGACAGAAACAGAUCAACUUUGGAAAGAAUACUCUUGCAUAUGACAGAUAUAUUAAAGAAGUUCCAAAGAAUCAGCGAAUACCAGGAGUGCAUCCUAGAACUCCCAACAAAUUUAAGAAGUACAGCCGCAGGUCCUGGGACCAGCAGAUCAGGUUAUGGAAGAUAGCACUGCAUGCCUGGGAUCCUCCUACUGAAGAAACCUGGGAUCUGCAGCCAGUUACAGAACCCUCAGGCAGUUCCCAGGAAUGGUUCUGCAAAGACGAGGAUGUUUCCGGCUCCUUUGUAUUUGAUGAAAAGCAGAAAAACGAGUGUGAAGAUGAAUGCAGACAGACUGACCACGCACUGGAGAGUCCCUGUUCUCCAGAUUCUUCUCCAGUCUGGAAACGCAGAAAAAGAAACAAUUCUGACUCCUCUGGGGUUUCACAGAGCAAAAAACAUUAUGUGCAUAUGUGCCACACACUGGAAAGUCUUACUGAAUCAGGAUGUCAGGAGGCUUUUUCAAAGUGCUCAGAGUGGGAAGCCUUUGGUGAAAAUAACGAAGUAAUGACAGUACAGCAUGGUAUAGAAAUAACAAGUGACCCGAUUCCAGCUAGCUGUUCUUCAGGAUGGAACAAUCAGAAACAGAAAAAAACUAACUUCAUUCUGCCUGACAGCAAAAUUUGCAGAGGUACAGACUGCAGGCUGGAGAGGCUUAAACUUUGUAGCAGUUUAUUGGAAGGACAUCAGCCAGAAUACCCUGAAAGGGGAUGGGGAAGUGCAAGUGCUGAAGGUAGAAUAAUGAGGAAAAAAAUUUAAAUACCAAGUCUCUCUUUGUAUAUAGAAGUAUCGAAGAAGGACUUUCUCCUGUGACAGAAAAUGAUUUGAAGAAUAGGGUUAUAGUCGUGAGAUCAGCAGAUCAAGUCUUGGAAAACUGAUGCAGUCGCAUAAAAUCUGUACUGAAAAAGCAAGAGAUUUACAGUCAGCAUAUGUGCAAUCAACGUAAGGUGAAAUGUGCAGGUUUCUCCAGUUCUUUAAGGAUAGUUUUCUGCAAGCUCUGCCUCAAGUGUAAAACUUCAGGUUUCACUAAGCCUGUGCUACAAUGAUGAUGGAUGUUCCUUAAAGCUUUUGCGAGAACGUUUCUGCUGUACCUGUGUUGGCAGAUGACAUGUGCAUCGUUAUAAAGGCUGUUUCAGUUGAUGGAUCCUGCUGUUGCCAUUUGGAGAUCGUGCUACUUAGCAUGCUAAUGUUACGCUGGUGAAUUGGUCCAAUAUUGAGUCAAUCUGCAGAAUGCCACCCUUUAAACGAAGGAGUUAAACUCUGUUUCUUUUACUGGACCAGAAUUGUAACAUCCAACCUGAAGAACUGCUUCAAAAGAAUGUACAUAACUGUAACCUUUCUCCAGUUAAACUGUUCUUAGCUUUUGGAUUGGUUGCUCAUCCAUUUGGCCUUAUUUACUGUUCUCUGAGAUAAGAUAUAUUAAGCUUGAAUUUGUCUGUGCCUAGUGAGAGAAAAGAGAGAGCAAGGGCAGAUGGUUUAUCAAAAUCUGAUCCCUCUCUUUAAGGGGGUAAGUGACUGUAUGAACAGCAACACAGUGUAAAUACCUGGAUUUUGCUUUUAUGUUAUUGCAUCCUGACCUGAAGAGACAAUCUACUGCUAAGGGUAUUAAGAGGAUGAGUUCAGUGCCUGCUGUUCCUACAGGAAUUGGAGGUGAGCAGCAGCAUUUGCAGGUUUGGAGCUGCUUCUGGGCACGGGCUGUCUGGGCUAAGGGUGGUGAUGGUGUUGAGAUAGGCUCUCCUUUGUUUUACUCUUCUAGCACUGUGAUCAGAAGGUCAAAGUGAGGGCUGUGGCUACAGUAGAAUUUAGACCAGAUUCAUGUGCCAGUUACAAGAAUUUUUUACAGCCCUUGUGGCAUUUUGUGUGUCAUGUACUGGGAUACAAAUGCCUGGUAGAGCUGGGAAUUGUCUCUCUGUAGGAGUUUGGUUGGUGGUUUUUUUUUUUUGCAAGACCACUGCAGAACUAUGUCAGGCCUAGGGAUGACACACAGUGGCCUUGUUGUGGGGCUGGCAGUGUACCCAAGGGCCAAAAACCUAUUGUGCUGCUGAUGUGGGAGUAAGCUGCUUCCCCAGGAACUACUCCCAGUCCCUUCUAAAACAUGAUUUCCUAGCAUGCUCGGGCAUAGCGUUCAGUAGUGUCCCAGCACAAGGGUGGCUCAGUCACACACCACAGAGCACUCAAGUGUGUGUAUAGUAGGAACACAGUUGUACAGCAGUUUUCUAAGAAGUAAUAGUAAGAAUAACUUAGAACCUUGUUGUUCCAGCCUGCAUGCUUUCAUGUGAUUUAUGGUGAUUGUAAAUACAGGAAUGUGUUAAAUUUUUGGCAUUUUGUCUUUAUGCAGCAGAAUUAAAGACUUUAACUUUAAAGAUC
Molecule: messenger RNA, 3026 nt
Organism: Falco peregrinus (peregrine falcon)
Lineage: Eukaryota; Metazoa; Chordata; Aves; Falconiformes; Falconidae
Product: histone RNA hairpin-binding protein-like
Exons: 12
Coding region: 276-1418 (380 amino acids)
Biological process (GO): mRNA 3'-end processing by stem-loop binding and cleavage; mRNA transport
Cellular component (GO): histone pre-mRNA 3'end processing complex; cytoplasm
Molecular function (GO): mRNA binding; histone pre-mRNA stem-loop binding
Source: RefSeq, a predicted model, not a curated record